Molecule: messenger RNA, 6454 nt
Organism: Myxocyprinus asiaticus (Chinese sucker)
Lineage: Eukaryota; Metazoa; Chordata; Actinopteri; Cypriniformes; Catostomidae
Product: inositol hexakisphosphate kinase 1-like
Exons: 7
Coding region: 2319-3278 (319 amino acids)
Biological process (GO): inositol phosphate biosynthetic process; phosphatidylinositol phosphate biosynthetic process
Cellular component (GO): cytoplasm; nucleus
Molecular function (GO): inositol hexakisphosphate kinase activity
Source: RefSeq, a predicted model, not a curated record
UGUUGAUUCGAUGUAUAUAUAUUGUGUUUUUCUCUGUUGUGUUUUUUAUUUGAAACAAUAAAACAUUUUAAUUACAAAAGAAUCAGAUGAUUAGACUCAUUUGUUCGGUAAUUGGAUUAUACUGGACACGCUAUGUGUUUUGCACUGAAGAUUCAAAAUAAUCUGUCUGUUCGAGUCAUUUGUGCAGGAAGCAGACUACACUGGAUGCACUGUGCGUUACUCACUGUAGAUUCAAGAGAAUCAUCUCAUAAGAGUCAUUUGUUCGUGAAUCGGACUACACUGGACAUGCAUUGUUUUUUACGCUGUAGAUUCAAAAGAAUUGGCUUAUUCAAGACAUUUAUUUGGAAAUCUGACUACACUGAUGGCGCUGUGUAUUUCAUACUGUAGAUUUUUUUUUUAAAUCGGCACAUUCGAAAAAAAUGCAUGUUUAAGAACCGUUAAUGGAACUGAAAGUAAUGAAAAUCAUACAGUUCCAGUAUUUAUGUAUUUUUUUUUUUUUUUUGUGAAAAUGGAACUGGUUCCCAAACGUAGUAAUCACCAGCUCAUCAAAUAAAGAUUCUGCAUUUUUUAAGCCUAUAACAGAUCAUCUCCAGAUCAUCUCUCCUUAUUCUGCUGGACCUUUCUGUACUCUUUGACACAGUCAACCAUCAGAUCCUCCUGUCCACCCUCUCUUCUCUGGGCAUAACAGGAACUGUCUCUCAGCCCGACACCACAGUGACUGCUCGAAUCUCGGCCUGUUUGGCAGACAUCUCGGCCUGAAUGAAGGAACACCACCUGCAACUUAAACUAGCGAAGAGCAAGCUCCUCGUCUUUCCAGCCAACCCUGCUGUUGAGCACAACAUCACGGUUCAGCUGGAUUCAUCUACAAUAACAUCAUCCAAAAUGGUCAGAAAUCUAGGGGCCUCUGCAAAUGAUCCAGAAUGCAGCAGCACAUCUGGUCUUCAACAAACCCAAGAGAGGGCAUGUUACACCCCUCCUUGUCUCUCUACAUUGGCUGCCAGUUGCUGCACGUAUCAAGUUCAAGGCUCUGAUGCGGGCAUGCAGAACAGUCACUGGGUCUGCUCCAGCUUAUCUGAAAUCAUUCCUGCCGAGCUACGUUCCCACCUGAAGGUCAGCAAAUGAAUGGUGAUUUGUUGUACCAACACAAAGAGGCACCAGAUCACUUUCCGGGACUUACGGCUUCAUGAUACCUCGGUGGUGGAAUGACCUUCCUAACUCCACCUGUGAAGCAGACUCCCUCUCUGUCUUCAAAAAACUGAAUCUUUUUAAAGUAUAAUUUUUGGUGAGCACUUGACCAUACACCACAAAAUAAAUAAAUAAAUAAAUAAAUAAAUUAUUGUUGCAAUCUAAUCUCUGACUUUGAUAGUACUUUUCUGAUGCAAUUGAAACUUUUUGUGCUACUGUCUCCUUAAUAUGAAUCGCUUAUGUUGCAUCCUUCCUCAUUCUGUAAAUUGCUUUGAAGCAUUUGUUAAAUGAAUAUAUGUAAAUGUAACAGUGUGCAGUUCACAUGUGUGUAUGUGACACACUAAAGCUAUUCUCUCAUGUGUUUUGGUUGGACUGAGUGAAUGCCGGACAUCUGUAACUACUGGCGACUAUUACAGGUCUUGCUAGAGUAACAGUGAUGGCUGUUAAUUUUCUCGCAGUAGUGUUUAAAAAUAGGCCUCUCCCUAUGAAUCACUCAGCAUUUCUUUUAAAUGACAACAGAGUGGGACGAGCAUUCAUGUGUUGUAAAUGUGAUAUAAAUAGGUGGAUAUGGCAACAGUGUACAUGACAUGAGUUUGAGGGACUACAAAACCAUAUCACCUCUUCAGCUAAACUUCAACCUCAGUUCUUUCAGUGCUGCUGGAAAACAAAUAAAAGCUUUUGUUUGAUUGUAAGUCAAAAGACAAAAUGUUUCUCUCCCUUUCCCUACAGUUUACACAAGUGUUGUUGUUUUUUUUAGCAUCCAUCAGGAAAACCCCAAUGCGACUUCUGCAUUCACAUCAUGUUCCAGCAGGAAUGUUUUCCUGAUAAGACGUCUACUCUGCACAGUUUGAGUUUGAGAUAAAUGCUAAUUUAAUUUAUAUUUACCUUAAAAGCAUGAGUGUAAGCUGAUGAUGUAAGAUGAAGAAAUGUCUUUCUUUUUGAUGUCUGCAUUCAUGUGGAUUAGUUGAAUUGAGCUGGACAACAUCUUGUCAUCCAAUGACCCCCACACCCUAGUCUUUCCUAAAGAAUUUUGACAAGGUGUAGUGCUGGUGUGUUUUGAGGGAGAUUCUGAUGGCUAUAUCAAUUUGGUGGCAUAUCCGUACGAGGAGAGCGAGGGACUGGAGCAUGAGGAGAUGCCCGAGAGAGAUCAGCCUCGCCGGAAACACUCUCGCCGCAGUCUCCACCGCUCCAGCAGCGAACACAAAGAUGACAGACCGGCUCAUGACAGUGACGCAAACGAGAAUGUGCAGGAGUUGAAGAGUCCUCGUCUGGAGCUGCAGAUGCAUUCAGAUGUUCCCUUCCAGAUGCUGGACGGCAACAGUGGUCUGAGCUCUGAAAAGAUCAGUCACAACCCCUGGAGUCUGCGCUGCCAUAAACAACAGCUCAGCCGCAUGCGCUCCGAGUCCAAAGACAGGAAACUCUACAAAUUCCUGCUGCUGGAGAAUGUGGUGCAUCAUUUCAGUUACCCCUGCAUACUGGAUCUGAAGAUGGGCACGCGACAACAUGGCGAUGAUGCAUCAGAGGAGAAGGCCGCUCGUCAGAUUAAGAAAUGUGAGCAGAGCACGUCUGCCACGCUAGGAGUGCGUGUAUGUGGAAUGCAGGUGUACCAGAUGGACACUGGUCAUUAUCUAUGCAGGAACAAGUACUACGGCCGAGGUCUGUCAAACGAGGGCUUUCGAAACGCGCUCUUUCAGUUCAUGCACAAUGGCACACAGCUGCGCAAGGACCUGUUUGAGCCCAUCCUGAGCAAACUGUGUAGUCUGAAGUGUGUGCUGGAGCGCCAGGCGUCGUACCGUUUCUACUCCAGCUCUCUGCUCAUCAUAUACGAGGGCAAAGAUCCUGAGACCGCUGACGCCUCAGAGAAGGAAAGUCAGGCCUCGCCACACGGGUCGCUGGAGAAACCCCCUGCUCUGGACCCUCACACCCCUCCUCAGGUGCCGAGCGUGGACGUGCGAAUGAUAGAUUUCGCCCACAGCACCUUUAAGGGUUUCCGUGAUGACCAAACUGUCCACGAUGGACCAGACCGAGGCUAUGUAUUCGGACUGGAGAGCCUCAUCGACAUUUUGAAGGAAAUAAGUGAGGAAAAUCAGUAGCCAGAACAUUUCUUUGUUUAUACAGAACAUCUUAUGAAACCACUCAUCCAUAAAUCAACCAGAGAAAUGUUUGUAAAAUGGCACAUUGAUAACAACAUACAGGUGUGUUUUUCUGUGUCAAUUCUGAAUUGAACUCAGGGGGCUUUUAUAAAUGCAGGAAAUGGAGGUGACCUCUAGGAUGGUUCUUAACUUGUUCCCCUGCCAUCAGGAUAGAAAUGGCUCCUGCCCCCGUCAUCAUCACAGGAGACGCUUCAACUCUUGUUUCUCUCAUGAAUUCAUCGCCACCAUGUGGCUAUCUGAAGAACUGCAGUCAUGAUUCAUUAUAAGCAGACAGCCGCUGCUCAGGGCAUGACCAGGGUCAGGUUCUCUCUACUGUGUGUGAUAGAUAGAGAGAGAGAGUAUGUGUGUGUUUGUGUGUGUUCUAAAGGUAAAGUAGGGGUGAAUUUCUGAAAUGUUUGGCUCAUAUUUCAUCUUAAAAUAAAACGAAAAUUAGGCCUUUUUUAAGACCAUUAAAAUAUGUUUGUAUUUUGACAUUAUUAUUAGAGGACUAUUAGAGGACAGGUAGAAAUUUUAUUUUCUGAAAGAAUUUUGCAUUCCCCCACAUUUAUUUUGUGUUCCCUUGCAAUAACUUUAUUCAUCCCUUACGAACAUUAACCAUGGUUUACUAUAGUAACCAUAUUUUAACCAUGAUAUUCAUAGUAAAACCACAGUAAUAAUACUGGAAAUCCAAAACUAUGGUAGUAAAAAUCAUUAUGAUUCUGCCAAAAAACAUAGUGAGUCUUACUCUAGUGACACCAUGGUUAAUUUGCGGUACAAGUAUGAUUUUUAAAACCAUGGGUUCCACUAAGAAAACAUGCCCUUACAAAAAUUAACCAUGGUUUCACUAUAGUAAACCUGCAGUAACCAUGUUACCAUUUUUUUGUGAUAAGAACCAUGGCUUUAAAAACCUUAGUACAUGUACCACAAAUUAAACAUGGUGUUACUAGUAAAACUAACCAUGUUUUUUGUCAGAAUGAUUAUUAUUUUACCAUGCUUUUACCAUGAAUAUCAUGAUUAAUGAACAUAUGGUUACUGUAGUAAAAAUCAUUGUAAGUUUUGUGGUUUUACUACAAAUACCAUAGUUAAAUUUCACUGUAGUAAAACCAUUAUGAUUAAUUUUCGUCAGGGAAGAAUAAAUGUAUUGUGAAUGAACGCAAAACUAUUUCAGAGGACAGAGAGGAAUUCUGAUUACUGUAAUGUGUCGACACAUUUUACAUUUGUGGUUGUUUGUAAUUUUUAUUAUUCUCAGUGAUAAUUCACAAUGAUGACAAUGAUUUUUUAUUAUCGUUAUUGUAUGAUUUUAUUUGUAUAUUUAAAUUCAGUACAACAAAUGCAAUAGAAUUACAAUUGUACUUUGCAAUUGAAUAAUAUACUGUAUAAUCAAUACCCCCCCCCCCCCCCCAUACAAUGUGUGUAAUUGUAAGGAAUGUGAAAAUGUCAUAUUAAUGGUCCUAGGCUUAUAAAUAGGCUUAUUUUAAUAAUUGUCUUUGUGCUAAUAUUUAAUUUAGUAGUUUUGAUUUUGAGGGUGAAAUAUGAGGCAAAAUGUACCAAUGUGGGUUGAUCAGGAGUUUGGGGGUGCAGUAUUUAUCAGAAGUUAUAAAGGGAGUCGUUUAGCUCAGAAUAGGUGGUGAAAGCUUUAUUGUAGGAGAUGGGGGCAUUUAAAAGGGUUUUAUAAAGCCCACUUCUCUGAUUACAAGAUAAGGAAUUGAUGGCAAUAGUUGAUAAAUCAAUUUAUAACAGCUCAAAUGUUGCUUUUUCUGUAGCUACUAUAUCUUAGUUUAUUUAGAGCAAUCAUUACAUUUUGCUCUGUUUUAUUUUUGGAGUUAUUUUUUCCCCUGCCUCUUUUUUAAGCAGUCUUAGGGAUAUUGGUGGAAUAGUUUGUUUAUUUGUAUUCUUGAAUUGAGAUAACCCUUAUGUUACAAAGCCUUUACCUAUCCCAAACACGUGCUUAUCAUUACACAAGAAAAUCUCACUGGAACAUCUGCACUAGAGAUUAUUCUAAACACAUUACAAAAGCAUGAUUUUUUUUUUUUAGUAUGUUUUAGGGUUGUUUUGAAGGCUUGUCUGUUAGUUAUACUGAUACAUAGUGAAAUUUUGUCCACCAUCAGCACAUGUAGCAACACAAAUUAAAGAAAAACAUUAGAGAAAACAGUCCGCCUUCCCACGAUUUGUUGCUGUGUGUCCUGUCAGCAUCGUGAGUGAGUGGAGGAUGUCUCCAGUCUCCUCGUAGUGACACAUUUAGGAUGUUCUCUGUGUCGGUGGAAAUAUUCUUCCUUCAUCCUUAUAAUGAAAAAUUGACACUUUUCUACUUUCUCUAGCAACCAGAUAUCACUUCCGCCCAUAUUGUCAAAUUAUUAUAACUGCAUUAAUUUGUCUUAUCCUUCAUUCAUUGAUGUUGAUCAGACGUGUUACUGUAGGGAUGUGUCUGUAUUUAGACCUUUGAUUGUGGUCUGUAGCCAUAUCUGAGUUGCACAGAAGUGUCUCGCUUACAUUUAUGUUUUUGCAACUGUUUACGAAAGUCAUAGCCAUUAUGAUUGAUCUGAACAUAUAACUCUGCCCUAAAACGCUUCUCAAGUCACACUUAAAAAUAUCUGAAUGUCUCUGCAUUCGAUAAAAUAUGAAACCAAGUGUCAUUUAUUUUCACGAAAGUUUAAAUAAAAUAACAUUCAGGCACUUUUAAGAGUGGCUUAAGUGUCCAGAUACUUUUUGGGGCCACUGUGUGCGAUUAAUGGCACCUCUGAUCAUUUUAGUAAACUUUGAAGGGAAUGUUUGAGGAAAAAUGCCACUUGUGUGAUGUGUUCUGUCAAUAAAUAAGCAUUGUACAGCAAUUCUGUUUCAAAACAUUAUGUAUACAUGAUACAUCACUGAUAAACGUGUAGCUAUUUUGAGUAUUUGAAGCUUUCGAGUGUGCUGUAGCUUCGGAAAUGGAGAAAUGCAGAGAUCAUGAUGCAUGUUACAGGGAUGAAUUCAUCUGUGGAUGUUCUUUGUCUUUUAUAGAUGUGACAUAGAACCUGUAGAGAAAGACAAAAAAAACAAAAAAACAAUUAUCCUCUUUAUUGUUGCAUGGAUGGAUAUUUUUUUAAGAAAAAUAUAAAAUGACAUCUUUGAAUGUGACCUAUAAAUAAUUUAUUUAACAA